AUGGAAGCCCUGUCGAAGACGGGGGCAACGACGACGACGGGGGGGUCAGCGGCCGCCGGCGUUGGCGGUAGCGGCACCGCAGGGAGUAACGGCUUAGUGGUUGUAGAUAUCGUCGGCGGCGGGGAGGAGGAUGAUGAUGGGGGGCGUGAUGAUCGAGGGGACGACGGAGGGUUUUCCGCCAGGGGGGUGGCUGCCGCGGCGGCCGACGGGGCCGCUGCCGUGUGCGGGGACUGGGAGGGGGAGGCGAAGGCCUUAGUGAGGGAGCUGCGGGAGGCUCGACGGGCUUUCCCUUCGGAGGUGGAGUUUUAUCUGCCCCAGCUCUGCAUCGUCGCCGCCCUCGGAGACUUCGUGCGGCCCGCCCCCCUUGUGGGCUUCCUGCUGGAGCUGUGCGAGUCGGACCUCCGCCUCGCCCACAAGACGCACUGGUUCCUCAAGUCCUUCUGCGCCGACGGCGGCGGCUCGCCACCUCCUCUGUCGGGCUUAUCCUCGUUCGCGUUGAGGGUGCAAAAGCGCGGCUGCGCGGUGGCCAGCCGGCUCGCCAGGGUCUUGGGGCGGCAGUCUUCGGCGGCGGCGGCGGCUGCCGCCGCUCCUCUGUGCGACGGAGUCAUUGACCAAGACGCUGCUGCGGCUGUCGCGACGGACGGAUCUUGUCGGGCUGCUGGUGGUGCCAAGCCCGAUGGUCGUGGUGACGACGCAGCUGUUGUUGGUGACGGCGCUGUGGUUGCCGAGGCGGCGCGAGAUUGCUCGGAGGGGGGCGUGGAAAGGCCGCCGCCGCCGCCGCUGGCGGCGGCGACGGCGGCGGUCAUGGCGGUGGUGGUCGACGGUGAUGAUGUGCGGCGGGUGUGGCAGGGCGACAGCAGCAGCCAGUCCGACGGUGCUGUUGUGAUCGGCGGUCGGCCGCACGAGGAGCGGCAGGAGCAGGAGCAGCAGGAGCAGGAGGAGCAGGAGGAGGAAGAUGACAGCCUGGCGGAGCACUACGACCCGGCCAUGUUCUUCAUGGAAGCCCUGCUUGGACUGGCCGAGCAGCUGGGAGACCUCCCCCCCCAGAAGCGGGCCGGCGGGCUUCAGGAGGGCCUUGAGCGGAUCAACGAGUUCUUCCUGUCCGAGCGGGCGCAAGGGUCCGACGUCAUCUACGUGCCUUUCCGGGGAGGUUUUCAUCAGAUCCGCGCGAUCCACCCCGGAGAGUCGAUGCACUUCUCCACGAAGGAGCGAGUGCCCCUCCUGGUGUGCCUAGAGGUGCAAGAGGUGCAGCUGCCAAGCUCUCUCACGACCCUGUCGCGCACGGGCAGCAGCGUGAGCACCAGCACCAGCAGCUACGGCGCCCACCCCGGCGGCGGCGCUGCCCCCCGCUGUAGCGCGUCAACCGCGCUAGGUUCAACCGCCGGUGGUGGUGACGACCGGGUUGGAGAAGGCGUAGCGGAGGGGACGGGAGCGGAGCAAGCUGGCGAGGCGGGCCUGAUGGAUCGCUUCAGGGGCACCGUGAGAUCAUUCGUCAAGCUGCAAAGCGAGGACGGAUACCAUGCGGACAAACACGCCGGCUGGACGGAUCGAGGGGACGCGCAAGAUGAGGUGCAGGCGGCUCCAUCGUCGGCGUCCCUGCCUAUCGCCUUGCCGCCCCACCUGCGGUCCUUCGGCAAGUCCAUCGAGGGCGACGAGUGUUCCUCCCGAAGCGCGAGCGAGCCCGAUCUCGGCGGUUGCGGCAACAGCAGCAACCCCGUCGCCGCCGCCGUCCUGUCGCCGCUUUCUGCGGCACGCGGAGGCGUGGCAGGCUCCCCGUCCCCUUUCUCCUCCCCCGACAAGUCAACCAGGGCGAAGAGCGGGGUUACCGUUGGCGGUAAGUCCGCUGGAGCAGCCGCCGACGACACCGCUGGAGCCGGCGGUGGCGGCGGCGGCGGCGGCGGCGGUGAGGGUGUACCGACUCAUGAGCCGCACCGCCGGCAGCAAGCGAAGCCGCUGCCCUCCUCGACCGCGGCCGCCGCCAUCCGUUCUGACGACGCAGGAACAGCAGUGGCGGCGAGGCAGCAUGAUGAGGCAGUAUCAACAACCAGCCGUGGCGCGGCGGGUCCGGUGACGCCGACGGAGGCGUCGAUGGCCGCUCUGGCGCUCGCGGCGACGGCGAGCACUACGGGCGGCGGCGCUGCAGCAGCAGGUGGUUCUUCGCCGAACCGAGGCACGGAAGCUUCUCCCCAGCGUGGCUCUGCCGGAAAUGACUGCGGCGCAUUGUCGGUGUACUGCAGCAGCCCGGAGGACAGCGAGUUCGGCGACGAGGAGGAGACGGGAGGAUUCGAAGGCGGCGGGAGCUCUCAGGGAGGCUUCUGGUACGGAGAGGGCGGCGGCGCCUCGGCGCUGAAGGCAGCGAUGGGGCAGUGGGGGGGUGACCUGGAGUCUGCGGUGGCGGCUGCGGCGGUGGCAGCGGCUGGGGAAGGAGACGACGCCGGCAGCGACGCGUCUACCGUGGCGGCGUUGCUGCAGGAAGCGUCGACGCACGAGAUGCCGGCACCCGGGGCCGGGGGGAUGACCGCAGUGGCAGUGGAGGGCGAGGACGAGUCGUGGGAGAUCGUGAACGCUCCUCCUCGGCAUUGGGAGGCGGCCGCUCGAGGGGCGGCCGGUGCCGCAAGAGGGGGCGGCCCUGCAGGCGGCGGCGUUGGCGCUGCUGCCACCACCGGCGACGGCGGCAACAGCGGCGGCGGCCCGGACAGCCAGAGCGACAGCUACACGGAGGAGGAGGAGGCCAAGCUAGACGCGGAGGCUCUUUUGCUGUCAAGAGGCGGCGGCGGCGGCGGCGGGGCCGACGCCCCCUUUGCCAACGGGAGCGGCGGCUGCAGCAGCGCCAAGCGCCCGGCGGGCAGGCACUACUUUUCAGCCCCGGGUUCAGGGGCGGCGGUGGCACCCAGGAAAAGGGGGGGGCGGCGUCGGCGUCUGGCCGCGGAAGGCGAGGUGGCGGCGGGGGGGUGCGCGGACACGCACGGGCAGCAGAAGCAGCAGCAGCAGCAGCAGCCUAGGAUCAUCUUCAAGGAGCGGUGGAGGGAGAAGGAGGCCCGCGUCUGGAGGGAGAGGGGGGCGGCCGGCGGCCACGGCGGGUUCCGCGGGGGGUUCAGGGCGCGCUCUUCGAGGUGCGAUUAUGACGACGGCGGCGGUGGCGGCGGCGGCGGCGGCGGGAGCGGGGGUGCUGUGCCUUCGAGGGGGUGGAAGCUUCUUCCGAUCAUUGUCAAGGCGAACGACGACCUGAGGCAGGAGCAGUUCGUGGGGCACUUGGUGGCGGUGUUCGACCAGAUCUUCAAGGCGGCCAAGCUUGGCGCUCGGCUAGACCCUUACGAGAUCAUGGCCACGAGUCCGACCGCGGGGGUCAUAGAGAUCAAAGACCGCCACAACGGCAACCUGCUCCUUUCGGCGGACGGGCACUUGAUACACAUCGACUGGGGGUUUGCGCUGGAGCUCUCGCCGGGAGGAAACCUAGGCUUCGAGAGCGCACCGUUCAAGGUCGAGAUGAUGGUCGCCUUCCGGCCGGAGCUGUCUUGCUUUGGGGGGCGCCCGGAAGCCGUUGUCAAGCACCUGAGAGCACGCUUCCAGCCGGAGAAGAGCGCGGAGAAGUGCGUCACCUUCGUACACGACCUCAUCGAGAAGAGCGCGGACAACUGGCGGACGAGGCUGUACGACACCUACCAGCGGAAGCUGAUGGGAAUACAGUAG
Ectocarpus siliculosus is the source of this 3690-nucleotide messenger RNA. The record is from the annotation of a GenBank genome assembly. NCBI's taxonomy places the organism in Eukaryota, Phaeophyceae, Ectocarpales, Ectocarpaceae.